Molecule: messenger RNA, 1670 nt
Organism: Stegastes partitus (bicolor damselfish)
Lineage: Eukaryota; Metazoa; Chordata; Actinopteri; Pomacentridae
Gene: slc25a43
Product: solute carrier family 25 member 43
Exons: 5
Coding region: 166-1200 (344 amino acids)
Biological process (GO): transmembrane transport
Source: RefSeq, a predicted model, not a curated record
AGCUCACAAUGACGUGACUGUCACAUAACACCGCUGCUCGGGGACAGGAGACGGACACCUCCUCGCUGUCUAUAAUUAGAUGUCUAACCUGCACAAACAAAUCCUCCGCUGUGCCUCGCAGAAAACUGAAAUCAUCGCAGGGGGGAGGACGGUCAGCUCUCAGGGAUGGCCUCGGUGAAGAAGGACAACAGGCUGACGAGCUCCCAGAGCUUCCUGUGCGUCGGUUUCUCCGGGGUUUUCAGCAAAACUGUCACCUCACCUCUGGAGGUAGUUAAAAUUAAAAGCCAGGUGGGCACUUUUCACUGCAAGAAAGGUUUCUGGCAGAGUUUCCUCAUCAUCUACCAGAAUGAGGGACUUCGAGGGUUUUGGAAAGGAAACCUCGCUUCUUGUCUGCGGCUGUUUCCUUACACCGCUGUUCAUCUCACAACAUACAAAAACAUAGUCCUCCUUCAAAUGGAUGAGCUGGGCUUCAUCUCUCAGUGGAGGGCCUUGUUCGCCGGUGGACUGGCUGGCGUUGCUGCUGCUCUGGCUACGUAUCCUCUGGAGGUCGCAGAGACCAGACUUAUCGUUCAGAACUGCAGACAGCCCACAUAUAUCAGCGUAGCUCACACGCUGUCAAAGAUCUAUAGGAAUGAAGGGCUGCUCGCGCUCUACAGGGGAUUUUCUCUCACUGUUGUGGGUGCUUUUCCCUUUUCUGUCGGAUGUUAUGCCGUCUACACUAACUUGGAUAAGCUCUGGCAGGAGCCUGCUUUUCGCUUCACUCCCCUGCAGAACUUCAUUAAUGGUUGUCUGGCAGCAGGAGUGGCUCAAACCCUGUCAUACCCUUUUGAAACUGUAAAGCGGAAAAUGCAAGCGCAGAGUGCCCGUCUUCCCCACGUCGGUGGAGCUGACGUCCAUUUCACUGGGAUGAUGGACUGUUUCGUGCAGGUUGUCAGAAACAAGGGCAUCCUGUCACUGUGGAAUGGCCUCACUGCAAACACAAUAAAGAUUGUUCCCUACUUUGGCCUUCUUUUCACCUGCUUCGAGAUGUGUAAGCAGGUUUGCCUUUACCGCAACGGCUACAUUAUCUCCCCUCUGAGCUACAAACUCAUGCCGGGGGUCGACCAGAGCCUCGGGCCAUCCGAGCUGGAGGAGGUCAAGCGCUACUUAAAAAACAGGAACUUUGGGUCAGAGGGUUCUUCUUUUGGAAAUCGCUGGUGAAACAUCUCAUAAGAAAAUUUGAAAAAAAAAAAAAAAGACUGCUGACCAUAUAUUGACCAGGAAAGAGACGAUGUCCUGUCAGCCACAUUCUACCUCUUUCAGCACUUUGUCAUUUUAUCUAACAGUGUUGUUUCUCAUGAGUUGUUCACUGACUCCCAAAUGACAACUUUUAACAAAUAAUAUGUGCCUUGUUGCUGCAUUAACAUAAUAUAGUGCCAUAGCUUAUUAACAUAAAGUGGGUUGCAAAAUGCUCUUGUGCUCUGUAAGGUAGAAUUUAAACAUUAUGACUGUAUGAGUAUUGUUGUAUAAUGAGCUGCCUGUGUGAUAAAUUAUAUUUUUAAUGUAUCAUGAACGUAAAAAUCUUGUGCUUUAUAAGUUUGAAUAGGCUAUGGAGAAUCCUGUACAUGUCCUAAAAUGGAUUGUUAUAGGAGAAAAGUACUUAAAUUAAAAUGUUUGUUUUUACUGCCAUA